Molecule: messenger RNA, 1196 nt
Organism: Plutella xylostella (diamondback moth)
Lineage: Eukaryota; Metazoa; Arthropoda; Insecta; Lepidoptera; Plutellidae
Source: RefSeq, a predicted model, not a curated record
AUGGCAAAUCUAGACAGUGAACUCUUCGUAAUAGUGUUUGGUAUAGUGGUGUGGGUGUUGGAGUUCGCAUGGGACAACCAGUACUGGUUCCACCUGGCUACGCUGGGUGUCCCCGCGGGAGGGUCCAUCCUGCUAGCGGUAGCCAGUGUGUUGCAGCUCAGGCCUGAUGAUCGUGUCACAGUCUGCCACGGCGCAUUCCUCUCGACUCUGGGCGUGAUGUUCUACCUGAGCCUGUACUGGCUGGUGCAAGACGCCGUCACUACCACACCGCUCGGCCGCCGCCUCGUCAUCAACUACAGCUUGACAAGAGCUGACGUCACUGAGAUCAGCCACAAGGUAGUAUCCUGUACAGAAGGCCUUCUGUCCUGCCUGGCCGGUGCCAUAGUGGUGCUCUACUCGUGCUCGCGGGACCCGCUGCGCGCCUCGCACUUCGUGUCGGAGGCGUACGCGUGGUUCAGCAUCAGCUACUUCUUCUGUGACCUUUGGAUGCAGUAUAAGGUAUUCUCCGAAGACAAGAUAGAAGAGGCCCUUUCCACCCGCAACCUCAUGCACCUCGCCGACCCGCUCACCCCGCGCCAGCACAUCCGCGGGCCUCCCUUCCUGUACUACUGUAGGGCUGACCCACUGACUGUCAUACACCACUUGGUGUUGGGCAGCUUUGUGUCGAGGAUGAUUGUUUACCUCCGCGGCUCGCACGGCGACUGCCUAUUCGGCUUCCUCUACCUCAUGGAACUAUCCACCCCCUUCGUAUCUUUACGAGGGAUCUACCGACGUCUGCGCAUGCGCUACUCCCGCGCGUACUUGGCCAAUGUGCUGGCUAUGAUGGUGACAUUCUUCAUAUGUAGGGUCGUCAGCCUGCCCUAUGUGUGUCUGGUUUAUUAUAAUGUGAUCCAUAUGCCGUAUUUUAAGGGUGUCCAAUCCCUGCCCAACGACUGCAAGCUAGUAGUGACCCUCAUGCUGGUCCCGCAACUGGUGUGGUUCUACAAGAUGGUGCGCGGUUACAUGAGGCUGAGCCGCGAGGCGGAGGCCCGGCGGGGACAGCUGGCGGCGUUGGAGACCAAGAGUUCCCUGAAUUUUCACUACAACAAUAUGUACAUGUAGUUGAUGGGACGACCUCUCAAACAAUCAUCAUCAGUGGCACACGUCCACUUUUGUCUUCUACUGGACAUAGACCUGAGACAUGGAAGCACUCACAU